CGAAGGUGUUGCUAGUUGCUACAAAGGAAAUGAAGCCAUGAAAGACCAAAAUCAACAAUGGGGAAGCUCUUCAUUGCCGUCAUUCUCUUUACAUUUUUCACUGCGUGGACUGUAAAAGCUUGGACCGGCGAAAUCCAUGGCAGAGUUGUCUGCGAUGUCUGUGCCGAUGGUUCAGUUGGUCCUGAAGAUCACGUCUUAGAAGGCGCAGAAGUUGCGGUUCUUUGCAUAACGAAAUCAGGGGAAGUUUUAAAUUACCAAGCGUUCACGAAUUCAAAGGGAAUAUAUACAGUGGCUGAAACUAUGCCAGAAAGUGAACGUUGGGAUGCUUGUUUGGCAAGACCUAUUAGCAGUUUCCAUGAACAUUGCACUCAUCUUGGAGAUGGAUUUUCUGGUGUAAAGUUUGGUUAUAAUCAUGUAUCUGGCUACUCUCAUGCUGUUAGACCUUUUGUAUAUCGACACGCUAGUAUUCCAAUGUAUUGUGCUUGAAUGUAUGAAGCGUAUGAUUAUAGUAUAAUAAAAUGGCACAAGUAGUUGUACUUAA
This is a messenger RNA of Lactuca sativa (garden lettuce), 541 nucleotides long. RefSeq names its product Pollen Ole e 1 allergen and extensin family protein. Lineage: Eukaryota; Viridiplantae; Streptophyta; Magnoliopsida; Asterales; Asteraceae. The record is from RefSeq and is a predicted model, not a curated record.